Messenger RNA from Euleptes europaea (tarantolino), 3496 nucleotides. RefSeq names its product exportin 1 (gene XPO1). Gene Ontology annotation, biological process: ribosomal large subunit export from nucleus; ribosomal small subunit export from nucleus; protein export from nucleus. NCBI's taxonomy places the organism in Eukaryota, Metazoa, Chordata, Lepidosauria, Squamata, Sphaerodactylidae. Gene Ontology annotation, molecular function: small GTPase binding; nuclear export signal receptor activity. The record is from RefSeq and is a predicted model, not a curated record. The transcript has 25 exons. The coding region runs from base 101 to 3316 and encodes 1071 amino acids. Gene Ontology annotation, cellular component: nucleus; cytoplasm.
GGCUUCCAAAAACCCCGCGCGCGCGCUGUCGAGGGGAGGAGGAGAAAAGACGGACGCCCUGGCGAGCCAAUGAGGCUUAGGGGGUCCAUUUUGUUAAUCUAUGCCAGCAAUUAUGACAAUGUUAGCAGACCAUGCAGCGCGACAGCUGCUGGAUUUCAACCAGAAAUUGGAUAUAAAUCUGUUGGAUAAUGUGGUGAACUGCCUGUAUCAUGGAGAAGGAGCCCAGCAAAGGAUGGCACAGGAGGUCUUGACUCAUUUAAAGGAGCACCCUGAUGCAUGGACAAGAGUGGAUACUAUUCUGGAAUUCUCUCAGAAUAUGAACACCAAAUAUUAUGGCCUGCAGAUCUUGGAAAACGUGAUAAAAACAAGAUGGAAGAUUCUUCCGAGAAACCAAUGUGAAGGUAUCAAAAAGUAUGUUGUUGGCUUAAUUAUCAAGACUUCAUCGGACCCAUCAUGUGUGGAAAAAGAGAAAGUAUAUAUUGGGAAACUGAAUAUGAUUCUUGUUCAGAUACUAAAACAGGAGUGGCCAAAACAUUGGCCAACAUUCAUCAGUGACAUAGUGGGGGCCAGCAGGACAAGUGAGAGCCUUUGCCAGAACAAUAUGGUAAUCUUAAAAUUGCUAAGUGAAGAGGUCUUUGACUUUUCUAGUGGACAGAUAACUCAAGUGAAAGCCAAACACUUGAAAGACAGCAUGUGCAAUGAAUUUUCGCAGAUAUUUCAGCUGUGUCAGUUUGUGAUGGAAAAUUCACAAAAUGCUCCCCUGGUUCAUGCGACUUUGGAAACUUUGCUACGAUUCCUUAACUGGAUUCCACUUGGUUACAUUUUUGAGACCAAGCUGAUCAGCACACUAAUAUACAAAUUCUUAAAUGUCCCCAUGUUCCGAAAUGUCUCUUUGAAGUGCCUCACAGAAAUUGCUGGUGUCAGUGUAAGCCAAUACGAGGAACAGUUCGUCACACUAUUUACGUUGACCAUGAUGCAGUUAAAACAGAUGCUUCCUUUGAAUACCAACAUUCGACUUGCGUACUCAAAUGGGAAAGAUGAUGAGCAGAACUUCAUUCAGAAUCUCAGUUUAUUUCUCUGUACUUUUUUAAAAGAGCAUGGCCAGCUUAUAGAAAAACGUUUAAAUCUAAGAGAGACAUUGAUGGAAGCUCUUCAUUACAUGCUUCUGGUUUCUGAAGUUGAGGAAACUGAAAUCUUCAAGAUUUGCUUGGAGUACUGGAAUCACCUGGCUUCUGAACUAUAUAGAGAGAGUCCGUUUUCAACGUCUGCUUCUCCUUUACUUUCGGGGACUCAGCAUUUUGAUGUUCCUCCCAGGAGACAACUUUAUCUACCUGUCCUGUCCAAGGUUCGGUUGUUGAUGGUUAGUCGUAUGGCAAAGCCAGAAGAAGUGCUAGUCGUGGAAAAUGACCAAGGGGAAGUUGUCCGAGAAUUCAUGAAAGAUACUGAUUCUAUCAAUUUGUACAAGAACAUGAGAGAAACACUAGUUUACCUCACCCAUCUGGAUUAUGCAGAUACUGAACGAAUAAUGACAGAGAAACUUCACAAUCAAGUAAAUGGUACUGAGUGGUCAUGGAAAAACCUAAACACUCUGUGUUGGGCUAUAGGCUCAAUUAGUGGAGCAAUGCAUGAAGAAGAUGAGAAAAGGUUUCUUGUAACAGUAAUAAAGGACCUUCUGGGACUCUGUGAGCAGAAACGUGGGAAAGAUAACAAAGCUAUUAUCGCAUCCAAUAUCAUGUACAUAGUAGGGCAAUAUCCACGGUUUUUGAGAGCCCACUGGAAAUUUCUGAAGACUGUGGUCAACAAGCUGUUUGAAUUUAUGCAUGAAACCCAUGAUGGUGUCCAGGACAUGGCUUGUGAUACUUUCAUAAAAAUAGCGCAGAAAUGCCGCCGACACUUUGUCCAAGUCCAGGUGGGAGAGGUAAUGCCGUUCAUUGAUGAGAUCCUGAACAACAUUAAUACGAUCAUUUGUGAUCUUCAGCCUCAGCAGGUACAUACUUUCUACGAAGCAGUUGGCUAUAUGAUUGGAGCACAAACUGACCAAACUGUACAGGAGCAUUUGAUAGAGAAAUACAUGUUACUCCCUAAUCAAGUAUGGGAUAGCAUAAUUCAACAGGCCACAAAAAAUGUUGACAUCCUAAAGGACUCUGAAACAGUUAAACAGUUGGGUAGCAUCCUGAAAACCAAUGUGAGAGCAUGUAAAGCUGUCGGGCAUCCAUUUGUGAUUCAGCUGGGAAGAAUCUACUUGGAUAUGCUGAAUGUGUACAAGUGCCUAAGUGAAAAUAUUUCUGCAGCUAUUCAGGCAAACGGUGAAAUGGUUACAAAGCAGCCACUGAUCAGAAGUAUGAGAACAGUAAAAAGGGAAACCUUAAAAUUAAUUUCUGGCUGGGUGAGCCGAUCCAAUGAUCCUCAGAUGGUAGCUGAAAACUUUGUUCCACCUUUGCUGGACGCAGUCCUUAUUGAUUACCAGAGGAAUGUUCCAGCUGCCAGGGAGCCUGAAGUACUUAGUACAAUGGCUAUCAUAGUAAACAAACUGGGGGGACAUAUUACUGGUGAAAUACCUCAGAUAUUUGAUGCUGUCUUUGAAUGCACGUUAAAUAUGAUCAACAAGGACUUUGAAGAGUAUCCUGAACACAGAACAAACUUUUUCUUACUACUACAAGCAGUAAACUCUCAUUGCUUCCCAGCAUUCCUGGCCAUACCACCUGCACAAUUCAAGCUAGUACUGGACUCAAUCAUUUGGGCUUUCAAGCACACUAUGAGAAAUGUUGCAGAUACAGGCCUUCAGAUUCUCUAUACUCUCUUACAAAAUGUUGCACAAGAAGAAACUGCUGCUCAGAGUUUUUAUCAGACUUAUUUCUGUGAUAUUCUUCAACACAUUUUCUCUGUUGUAACGGACACAUCUCACACUGCUGGUUUGACGAUGCAUGCAUCAAUUCUUGCAUACAUGUUCAACUUAGUAGAAGAAGGAAAAAUAAGUACUCCUCUAAACCCUGGAAAUCCAGUGAACAACCAAAUGUUUAUUCAGGAGUAUGUUGCUAAUCUCCUUAAAUCUGCAUUUCCUCAUCUGCAAGAUGCACAGGUUAAGCUGUUCGUAACAGGACUCUUCAGUUUAAAUCAGGAUAUUCCUGCUUUCAAGGAACACCUUAGGGACUUCCUGGUUCAGAUAAAGGAAUUUGCUGGUGAAGACACAUCUGACUUAUUCCUGGAAGAAAGAGAAACAGCUCUUCGACAGGCUCAGGAGGAGAAACACAAACUUCAGAUGUCUGUCCCUGGCAUCCUUAAUCCACAUGAAAUUCCUGAGGAAAUGUGCGAUUAAAAAUAACCAGUUAUACUGUUUUCUUUCUGUACAGCUGCUUUGUUGCAGAAGAAAACAGGACUUGGAUAUUUGUUGACCAAAAUGAUGCCAAUUUGUAAAUUUAAGAUGUCACCUAGUGGCCCUUUUUCUUAUGUGUUUUUGUAUAAGAAAUUUUCUGUGAAAUAUCCUUCCAUUGUUUAA